AUGGCUGCCAAAGACCGCCUCAUAGACAUCGCAGCAAUCAUAGCUUUAGCAGCAACAGAAAAAAGAAAACAAAACCAAAAGAAUGAACUCAAAGACCCUCACCAGUCCCCAGAUCCCCAGGGGCCCCCAAACCCUAGGGGGCCCCCUGGGCCCCAGGGGCCCCCCGAGAUCCAGGGGCCCCCUGACCCCCGGGGGCCCCCGGGGCCCCCAGGGCCCCAGGGGCCCCUGGGGCCCCGGGGCCCUUUAGAGCACUUGGGGGCCCCCGAGCUUCUGGGGCCCCCAGGGGCCCCCGACUUUUCUGCGCCUAAGGGGCCCCCGGGGCCCCUGGGGGCCCCUGGGGGCCCUCAGGGGCCUCAGGGGGCCCUGGGGGGGCCCCCAGGGUCUCUAAGGGCCCCCGAGGGCCCCCAGGGGCCCCCAAGACCUCCGCAAGAGCUCGAAGGGGGGCCCCUGAGGCCCCCAAAUGCAUUAAAAGCCCCUAAUAAUGCUGCAGAAGGUCUUGAGGCCCCAGGGGCCCCCAAAGGCCCGGGGCCCCCUAGGCACCAGGGGGCCUUCGAGCCCCCGGGGGCCCCCGAGGCCCCGGGGGCCCCCGGGGCCCCGGGGGGCCCCCAGGGGCCCCCGGGGGGCCCCCAGGGGCCCCCGGGGGGCCCCCAGGGGCCCCCGGGGGCCCCCCAGGGUGCAGCAAGUUUGAGUGGGUCUGAGGGUUUUGCUGCUGGCAGCAGUUUCAAUGGAGACAAAAGAAGCGACAGCUGCAUUGAGGGGGCUCCUGCUGCUGCUGCUGCUGCUGCUGCUGCUGCUGCUGCUGCUGCUGCUGCUGCUGCUGCUGCUGAGACAAAAGAAGAGACCCAAAGAAGAAGGGACUGUGGGGUGGGGGGCCCCCCCAUUCCUGGAAUCUUGGGGGCCCCCGUAGGGUACAGAUAUGCACUGGGGGGCAUUUUGGUUUACUACGAAGGCUGUGGGGCCGAGAGGGCAGUCAGAGGCUGCCCCUGGGGCCCUUCGUUUGGUUCUGCUGCUGCUGCUGCUGCUGCUGGAUGGAGACAUCCCCCGCCUGCAGCAGCAGCAGCAGCAGCUGCUGCUGCUGCUCCCGCUGCUGCUUCCGGCAGUGAAGAGCCCCCACCGGCAGCAGCAGCAGCAGAGACAGCCGAGCCGUCAUGGCCCAGGCACUGGCCAGAGCAGCAGGAGACAGCGACACACCAACAGCAGCAGCAGCAGCAGCAGCAGCAGCAGCAGCAGCAGCAGCAGCAGCAGCAGCAGCAGCAGCAGCAGAACAGCAGCAGCAGCAGCAGCAGCAGCAGCAGCAGCAGCAGCAGCAGCAGCAGCAGCAGCAGCAGCAGCACAGUCAGCAGCCAGCAGCAGCAGCAGCAGCAGCAGCAGCAGCAGCAGCAGCAGCAGCAGCAGCAGCAGCAGCAGCAGGUGGGGGGUGAGUCGACGGCACAGGAAGGGAGCAGCAAAGAGGGAGAGACAAGAGAAGAGGGGCCGGAAGAGAAGACGCAGACACAGGAAGCAGCAGCAGCAGCAGCAGCAGCAGCAGCAGCAACAGCAGCAACAGCAGCAGCAGCAGCAACAACAACAGCAGCAGCAGCGGCAAGCCACUCUAAAGAGCACAAAGACAAAGACAAACAAACGGACGCAGAAGCGACAGACACAAACAAGCAAAACGAGCAGCAGCAGCAGCAGCAGCAGCAGCAGCAACAGCAGCAGCAGCAGCAACAGCAGCAGCAAAGCCUGCUGUCUUUGCUGCUGCCGCUGCCUCUUCCAGCUCCACCCCCUGCUCCGCAAUUAGUGGAGACAGCCUGGGCCCCAGCAGAAACUAAGGCAGCAGCAGCAGCAGCAGCAGGAGCACCAACAACGCAGCAACAGCAGCAGCAACAGCAGCAGCAGCAGCAGCAGCAGCAGCAGCAGCAGCAGCAGCAGCAGCAAAGUGUGCGUUGCGUGCAGCUGCUGGUGCCACCGGACUCUCUACUGUUUGAAUCGCGUUUUGAGUCAGGAAAUCUGUUAGCAGCAAUUCGGGGCAUUUGCGAACCCCAAGUUUAUUUGCUGCUGCUGCGCCCCGACUCCAGAAGCAGCAACAAAGCAUUUUGGUUUUAUUUUGCUGCUCAAAGAGCAGCAGCAAGCAGCAGCAACAAGACCCCGCUCACUGUCACGUUCAAAAUCCUGAACUUAGUCAAGAACAACCCCUUUUACUCCCGGGGGUGUGGGGCCCCACUGGUGUUUUGCUGCCAGGCUUUUCGGGAUCGUGGGAUCGGCUGGAGACGAUCCCAGGGUCCAGUUCGUUUCUACAGAAACAGUGCAGCAGCAGCAGCAGGGCCCUCUGCUGCUGCUGCUGCUGCUGCUGGCGCAGCAGCAGCAGCAGCGGCUGCCAGCGCGGCCCCCGGCGCCCCCGCAGCAGCAGCAGCAGCAGCAGCAGCAGGGGGCGGCGGGGCGGAGCACUGGGGCUGCGGCUCGGCCGCAGCAGCAGCAGCAGCAGCAGCAGCAGCAGCAGCAGCAGCACGGGACCUGCGCAGCAGCUACUUUUCGCUGGAGUUUGACUUCACUUUCGACCAAGACACCGGAGACACUGUCUUCUUUUGCUGCUGCCUCCCUUUUUCCUUUUCCGACAUUCUCGAUCUUGCUGCUGCACUCAACUCCCACGCCCACGCCAAACAGCUUUGCUUAACAGAAACCCUCUGCGAAACCCCAGGGGGCCUCCCCUGCCCCAUUUUCUUCAUUGGAGACCCCCCUUGCAAUCCGCUGCAGCAGCAGCAGCAGCAGCAGCAGCAGCAGCAGCAGCAACAGCAGCAGCAGCGGGAGCAGCAGCAGCGGGAGCAGCAGCAGGGGGAGCAAAAGCAGCAGCAGCAGCAGCAGCAGGAGCAAAAGCAGGAGCACGAGCAGCAGCAGCAGCAGCAACAGCAGCAGCAGCAGCAGCAGCAGCAGCAGCAGCAGCAGCAGCAGCAGCAGCUGGAAUUGAGGCCCUUUGACUUCAGUCCCUCUGGAUUUUUGUUUGACCCUCUCAAAGUGGGGAGAAGACACAAGGGGGGCCCCCCAGGCCCUGGGGGCCCCCCCCCCUCAAGGGGCCCCCCUCCAGAAGCUGGCGUGGGGGCCCCCGGGGGCCCCCCUCCCAGCGGAGAAGCAGCAGCAGCAGCAGCAGCAGCAGCAGCAGCAGCAGCAGCAGCAGCAGCAGCAGCGCGUG
Eimeria necatrix is the source of this 3166-nucleotide messenger RNA. RefSeq lists its product as hypothetical. The annotation marks the transcript as partial. The record is from RefSeq and is a predicted model, not a curated record. The transcript has 7 exons. Gene Ontology annotation, cellular component: ribosome. Lineage: Eukaryota; Apicomplexa; Conoidasida; Eucoccidiorida; Eimeriidae. Gene Ontology annotation, molecular function: structural constituent of ribosome. Gene Ontology annotation, biological process: translation.